Messenger RNA from Cladophialophora immunda, 1164 nucleotides. RefSeq lists its product as uncharacterized. The record is from RefSeq and is a predicted model, not a curated record. The transcript is spliced from 2 exons. Bases 1 to 1164 code for a protein of 387 amino acids. NCBI's taxonomy places the organism in Eukaryota, Fungi, Ascomycota, Eurotiomycetes, Chaetothyriales, Herpotrichiellaceae.
AUGCCACCAGCUUAUUCCCGCCACGCCUACUUUUGCGAGUUGAAAUUCCCGGAUGUCGACACCAUUGACGUAUUGAACGGCAAAUCAAACUUCUAUCAAUGGCACUCUGAUAUUCAGCCGGUGCUCUUGUCCAAUCCCUAUUCUUCAGAUCUGAUACUUGGUAGCUGGACGGAACCUCAAUAUCCCCCGUCGUGGACUGUUGAGGACCAGGCUCUGUUCGACGAGGAACGCAGAGAAUGGGACGCCGCCAACACUGCAACCUGCCGCUUCAUUCGCGCGACGCUGGCCACGAACGUUGGCCCGUUCGUUCGCCAAUAUACGGCUGCAAGGACACUUUUCUUCAAUCUUGUGUGGCUGUACGGAGAAGAGGCUGGGAUCGAUUCACAGGGUGGUCCUCCAGUGCCUGUGAAUGCCGAGACCCUCAACGCAAAGAAAGGACGUGCCGGGCUUCUGGCCGCGCUGGAAGCCAAAAGAACCAUGGACUAUCUGCCUGCUGUCUCCACAAGCCUCAAGCCAUCAGCUUCGAUUGUCCCGGGCCCCCAAACCAAACACAGCAACCAUGAGGUCACUUUCUUCUCUGCCUCGAGGACAGAACCUCCUGCCUCUCGUGACAAGUCGACGAAAUGGCAGGCAACAAUUGCCAGCGAACCCACGGACCUACCAGACCAAAAUACCGCCAUUGGCCGUCCCAUCGACCGGACCCGCAUCACUUCUGACCCAAGCUUGGAGACCAUUCAUGAACACGACGAGCCGCAUCCAGGAAGACGGGUGCCGUCCGGGUAUGCAAUCGACUUCGACUACAGCCUUUCCAGAGGAGAUCAAGGGCAGUGGGGGAGGAGCGUCAGCCCUUUGUCUCCUUCCGACUCCGGUAGUGAAUAUGGCGACGAUGACGAGGACCAGGAUGAAUGCCACCUCGAAGACACCGACGUCGCCGACCCCGCCGGACGGUCCACGUCGCGGUCCACGAAGCGUCCAGCCGGCAGCCCAGACCUCGAGCCGAGCGCUGCAAAGGCAGGCAUCACCUCCAUCUUGAGGACCGUCACGGCCAACAACAGGGCCAGGAAGCGGGACAAGUUCACCUUCUCAUUCCCUCUGCGGCGGCUGAAUCCGGAAAAGGAGAGAGCCAAGGGCGAGGACCGAGCGCGGGCUGAGGAAGCGGUGUGA